AUUUUCUUCGCUUAUAUCCUCUUACACAAGGUUAUUGUUAUAUCAGCGUUACGAGUAAGCGAGUCGUUUUAGUUUAAAAUUGAAACUCGAACAGAUGUGAAGUGAGUGCCUGAAAACGAGUGUGAAAUAAACAUUGAUAUUGUUACGAAAUUUUACAAUUACGAUAUUUGUUAAAACAUGGAACAAAGUCUUCGCACUUCAAGAGACCUAGUCGUUGAUAAAUCUGUUCUAUCUACAAGUACUUAUAUCUCGCGAAAAGUAACAAAUCGUUGUAAAAAUAUUAAAAAGAGUGACGAUCGAAAUACGCUUAAUGUUUUUCCUAAUGUCGAUGAUAUUAGGAAUAUAUUUUUCUUUAGGAACAAACGAAUAUCAUCCUGCGUGGGAGACGAUGAUUUUAAUGACAAACUAUCGAACGAAUUAAUUUUAUUGAUAUUUAAAUGGUUGCCUAAGAAGGAUCUGGUACAGUGUACGAUGGUUUGCAAGAGAUGGCACGAAAUAACGUACAACGAAAUAUUAUGGAAAAAUUUAGAUUUAUAUCGGAAGACUUUAAAGGAAAUUACGUUGCAACAAAUAUUAUCGAGAGGCGUUCGAAUAUUAAGGCUUGCACAAGCAAAGAUUAUAACGUCUGUGAUUCAAGAAAUGAAUGUUCGUUGCGAUAACGAUUGUACGUACAAAUUACAAUACUUGGAUCUUUCUAUGGCAAUGAUAUUACCAGAUAAUCUGGCAAGUUUAUUAUCAAAAUGUAAAGAUUUAAAAAAAUUAUCCUUGGAAAGUUGUACUUUGAAUGCAGCGUGCUGUAAAGAAUUAAGUUAUUGCACCAAAUUAGAGGUGUUGAAUUUGGCCAUGUGCGAAGGAAUAGAUCUCAAGGGUAUCUUAGAUAUACUUAAACUCAGAAGCUUAAUCGAACUCAAUGUGGCGUGGUGUUCGUUGGAUAAAGAAUCUGUUACUAUUUUAUGUAAAAUGCUUCCACCUACUAUUACUCGCUUAAAUAUUUCUGGAUGUAGAGAAGUUAUAAUAGAUUACGAUAUCGAAGAAUUGAUAAGAUCCUGUCCAAAUAUCAUAGAAUUAGAUUUAAGCGAUUGUAGCGUACUUACCGACAAAACAAUUUUAAAUAUUCUAAAUUUGACGAAAUUAGAACAUUUGUCGUUAAGUCGUUCUUACAAUAUAUCUACAUUAUCGUAUUCAGAAUUGGAACGUAUGCCACGUAUGGAGUAUUUGGAUAUAUUUAGUUUGUUACCAAAGUCGGUGCCGAACAAAUUAAAAAUUAAUAAGUUUCUGUUUAGUUCUAUCGCAAGGCCCACUAUAGGUAAUCAAAGCGGGACUAUUUGGGGCUUUCGAGUUAGAAAUUAGUUUUGAUUAAAGAAAUUGUUAGAAAUUGUUGGAACCGAAACGUUACAAAAAAAAAAAAAAAAAAAAAAAAAAACAAAAUAAUAAA
Molecule: messenger RNA, 1435 nt
Organism: Vespula pensylvanica (western yellowjacket)
Lineage: Eukaryota; Metazoa; Arthropoda; Insecta; Hymenoptera; Vespidae
Product: S-phase kinase-associated protein 2-like
Exons: 4
Coding region: 178-1350 (390 amino acids)
Biological process (GO): SCF-dependent proteasomal ubiquitin-dependent protein catabolic process
Cellular component (GO): SCF ubiquitin ligase complex
Molecular function (GO): protein binding
Source: RefSeq, a predicted model, not a curated record